AUGAGUAGAAAAGGCGAGGAAGAAGAGAUUUCAGAGAUGGAGCUAGGCCACAUUACCAACACCAAUACCGGUACCAGAGAAACUGAUGAAUCAAAUCAAAACAUUGAUCUGUGUUGCUCAUCAAAUGCAGUUGUAACCCUAGCCCAAAAGGUUAUUGCAGAGGCGAUUGGGACCUACUUUGUGAUAUUCGCAGGGUGCGGAUCGGUGGCGGUGAACAAGAUCUACGGUUCAGUGACAUUCCCUGGCAUUUGUGUGACAUGGGGUUUGAUUGUUAUGGUGAUGGUUUAUACAGUCGGUCAUGUUUCUGGAGCCCACUUCAAUCCAGCAGUCACAAUCACUCUGACUAUUUUUCGCAGAUUCCCAUAUAAAGAGGUGCCAUUUUACAUUGUGGCGCAACUGAUGGGUUCAAUACUGGCUAGUGGAACAAUAGCUUUGGCAAUGGAUGUGACUCCUAAAGAUUAUUUUGGAACUGUGCCAGUUGGAUCUAAUGGACAGUCUUUGGCCAUAGAAAUCAUCAUCUCCUUUUUGUUGAUGUUUGUCAUUUCUGCUGUUGCUACUGAUAAAAGAGCGGUAGGAGAACUGGGAGGGGUUGCUGUUGGAAUGACUAUAAUGUUGAAUGUACUUGUUGCAGGGCCUAUAUCAGGAGCUUCAAUGAACCCGGCAAGGAGCAUUGGACCAGCUUUGGUGAAGCAUGUUUAUUCAGGACUAUGGGUUUACAUAAUAGGACCAAUCAUUGGAACAAUAGCAGGAGCAUUUGCCUAUAACUUGAUCAGAUUCACUGACAAACCACUCGGUGAGUUGGCGAAGGAUGGAUCAUUUCUCCGGCGCUCGAAGAGCACUACUUCUUAGAACUGUAGAGUCAUUAUAUGUUAGUGCCUCUCAAAUGGGUCUUUUAGGAUUUUAAGCAUUUUCAUAAUUUCACUUUUUUUUUUUUUUAAUGUUUUUCAUCUCAUAAUAUUGUAGCCGCCUUUAAGGCUCAUUAUCUUUUUUCUUGAUUGGUGGAUUCUAGUAA
This is a messenger RNA of Tripterygium wilfordii, 1012 nucleotides long. Its product is annotated as probable aquaporin NIP-type. The transcript is spliced from 5 exons. Gene Ontology annotation, molecular function: channel activity. Gene Ontology annotation, cellular component: membrane. The coding region runs from base 1 to 849 and encodes 282 amino acids. Gene Ontology annotation, biological process: transmembrane transport. NCBI's taxonomy places the organism in Eukaryota, Viridiplantae, Streptophyta, Magnoliopsida, Celastrales, Celastraceae. The record is from RefSeq and is a predicted model, not a curated record.